Messenger RNA from Pungitius pungitius (ninespine stickleback), 2677 nucleotides. RefSeq names its product NK3 homeobox 3 (gene nkx3.3). The coding region runs from base 175 to 942 and encodes 255 amino acids. Gene Ontology annotation, molecular function: DNA-binding transcription factor activity, RNA polymerase II-specific; RNA polymerase II cis-regulatory region sequence-specific DNA binding. Lineage: Eukaryota; Metazoa; Chordata; Actinopteri; Perciformes; Gasterosteidae. Gene Ontology annotation, cellular component: nucleus. The record is from RefSeq and is a predicted model, not a curated record. Gene Ontology annotation, biological process: cell differentiation; regulation of transcription by RNA polymerase II. The transcript has 2 exons.
CCGGUGCAGGCUGUUCAGCACACCGGACCUAAAUAACCACAAUCACAUCAGGAACAACCGACGCAAGCGGAGACACGAUCGAACCAUUAAGGACUUCCGCGCGGCUGAUCUCUUCAUGCCUCCAAAUAACUCGCACGUGAGCGUCAAGAAACAUCCCCUGCGCUCAUUUUAAUCAUGACAUUAAGCUUUUCGUCCUUCUCCAUCAAAGACAUCCUGACAGGACGUGACGCCCGGGAGAAGCUCGGUACCAGGUUUACGGGAGGGCUGCGCGCUCCGCAGCGCCACAUGUUCAGUGAGCGCGCGGCGAGAGUCCCCGAUCUGUCUCACCAAGACGCGAACGAGAACCGCGUCCAGCCGGAGAGACGUCCUGCUGAUCACAGACUGUCCAUCGGACACCUCCGAUCCGACACCUACAGCGAGGAGGCUGCAGGACAGGAGACCGAGCUCGGAGAGCAGCCGACCAGUCGGCAGACCGAUGAGGCGGAGGAACACAGCGGCGAGACGGUCAGCUGUUCGCCCGAUGCGCAGCGGUGCAGCCCCGGGACGAAGAAGCGCUCCCGGGCGGCCUUCUCUCACGCACAGGUCUACCAGCUGGAGCGCCGGUUCGUCGCGCAGCGGUACCUCUCGGGUCCCGAACGGGCCGACCUGGCGGAAGCUCUGAAUCUCACAGAGACCCAGGUGAAAAUCUGGUUUCAGAACCGCAGGUACAAAACCAAACGGCGCCAGACGGCAGGCGAGCUGGUGGCGUACGGCUCACCGAAGACUGUCGCCGUGAAAGUGCUGGUGAGGGACGAUCUCAAGCAGUACCAGCAGGCCAGAGGAGUACACGUCCCGAUGGCCGUGCCGCAGUACCACCCACCCUACCAGUGCCACCCCUACCUGCACCACUACUGCCAGCCCUGGAUCGUGAACGGCCUGUCCUGUGGAGGGACGCUCACGUGACCGGGUGUCUCGCCCAAAUCAAGGUGUUGGCACAUUUUUGUACACUCGAUGGAUUACCAUCUCUGCUCAAAGUGCCUGAAAGUUUCGCUUUUUUGUUUUUCUUUUGAAUGUUUGUUUGAUUUUCGUGUUAUUUUGUCUGUUAUAAACCAGAACCUUCAACAUUUUGGCCAAGGGUUUGUGGUAAAAAAAUUAAAAUCACCCUGUACGCCUUAAUCAAUAAAAUAAAUAAUAAUAUUAGAACAUUCUGUGUAAGCCUGCAGUGACAAAUUAGUUCAUGACCCAACACAUGUUUGUCAAUUCAUGAGAGUGAAGAGAAAAGUUUUAUAUGUAUGAGCAAGAUUUAAAAUAGUGGCAAAUAAGUGAUUGUGGGUCACACUCCUCUGAUGAUCCAAUGCGUUCAUCUGAUAUCCCCUUUUCUGCCUCCAAUCUGCUCAUUCAAAACGAUACAAAAUACAAUCCAUUAAUAUAUCAUGGUUUAAUUACACAAUUUUAAUUCAUUCAUGCUCUGCUUUUUUGUUUUAUUUUUGAAUGGGGAAAUACAUUUUAAAGUCAGAGUUUAACAGACCUUUUUAGAGGGAGGUUAUUACACUUUUUUGUCAUGUUCACUUUAAAUAUUAACCAGACUUGGAAGAGGGUUUUAUUUAAUAACUGCAAUUUUAAAAAUGUAAUCCCAGCAAUUUUCACACAAACCCAUCAACGUCAACAACAGUCCAAUAGAGACCAGGCGGAGCAGAGAGGAAUUUAUAAAAAAAACAUUGUGAGAAAGUAGCUCAACGUGCAAAGAGGCAGAAGCAAGACUCUGACAUUUUAAGUAUGCAUGUAUCAUGUUUAUUGGACAACUUUAUUGAUAGUGAAAACCAACGUAACACCUGCAGGACUAUACAUUGGAGUGUGUAUCUGUGUGUGAGCAGGGAUAUAACUGUAAAAAGUUCCAUGCAGGAAGCAGCUAAUUUAGGUUACUGAUUCAAGUAUUGCAAUUACCAAAUGUACUAACUGAACUAGAUUCAAUUUACAUUAGGAAUAUUUAAGACUUCUUUUGAGAAGAUGUUUGUUUGUUAAGAGGUGUGAAGAGGUGGCACCAUUCAGCCGGGGUGCACAAGGCAGCAAGCGUUAAUCUCUUCUUUCUAAAAACAGGACAUUAACGUUAAGAAAAUCAAUGUUAUUGUUCACUGGUUUCACUUUUUCCAAGACAAGCUGCUUUUGCGGUGAGGAACACCCUGUGCCAUCCGCUGGGCUGGCACCCAACCAGACCUCAUUUAUCUCUUACAUCAAAACACCACUUCACACUAUCUUAAGUGGUUGACAAAGCUUUAGGGAUCGAGGAUACCGCACAAACACUUCUAUUGACUGAAAUAACAGGGCUACAUUAAGUCUAAUUAUUUUCACGGGGUGUUUUUGGUUGUUGCAACAGAAAAAGGUCUUGCACCGUGGCUCUGAGGUAUGCUGCUUUCUUUGUGCUCUGAUUAGUCACAUUGUGCUGGUGAAUUGUUGCGUUAGUCAUUGCUGUCUACCGUAACGUUUUCUUUUCCCACAUCCAGUGAUGUCACACUGAAUACAUUUUCCAUUUAGAAGAAGUAAGGUACUGAAAAAAAGGGAGAAGGACAACCCAGAUAUUCAGCGCUAAGGUGGUCAUGAUAAAUGAUAAUUUUCUCUGAUAUUAAAUAUGGCUUAUUCAUGUGUUAUUCAUGUUUGACCCUUAUUCUUAUUAAUAAAACAAGUGGCUUUAGCCCCCCAA